CUUUCGUUUAGUCGAUCUGGAAAUUUUAAAAGGCACACUUGAGCUCUUGCCGUGUUCAAAUUGUCUACAAUUUAGCCUUCAAUUUCUCGAGGAUCCACACAAGCGGAUGGGAUGUGCUUCAUAUCUGUAUUUGAGGUGUUCUUCCUGUGAGUGGACAAAUGAAUUCUACACCUCGAAACUUACUAAUAACUUCUAUGAAGUGAACAGAAGGAUGGUAUAUGCCAUGAGAUCUAUUGGUUGUGGACGUGCUGGAGCUAAGCGAUUUUGUGGACUUAUGAACAUGCCACCACCACCAAGACCUACUCCAUAUGCUUUGCACAACAAAGCUCUUCUCCAGAGUGCUAAGACUGUGUAUGCAAAAACAGUAGUAGAUGCUUCUAAAGAAAUCCAUGACCUGAAACAAACAGCGUCAAAUGAAGUUGUGGAUUGUGCAGUGUCGUGUGAUGGGACUUGGCAGAGGAGAGGAUUUUCAUCACUUAAUGGUUGCGUCGCCACAAUCUCCAUGGAUACGGGGAAAAUUCUAGAUGUGGAACCACUAAGCAAAGUGUGCCAUACCUGUAAGAAGCUCAACAAGAAGCCACAGACAUCUGAAACUGCAUCUUUGAAAGCUGAACAUGAGCCAAAGUGCAAGGCAAACUAUGAAGGAUCUGCACCUGCAAUGGAACCAGAAGGUGCUUUGAGAAUUUUUAAUCGGUCGGUGGAGAGCAACAAGCUUCGUUAUUCAGAAUUUUACGGUGAUGGAGAUAGCAAGAGUUAUGCUGCUGUGAAGGAUGUGUAUGAGGAAGACAAUGUAACAGUCACUAAAAAGGAAUGUGUGGGACAUGUACAAAAAAGGGUUGGAACAGCACUGCGAAAGUUGAAGAAAGAGAACAAAGGUUUGGGAAGAAAAGGUCGUUUAACGGAUGCCAUGAUUGAAAAAUUACAAAAUUAUUAUGGGAUAGCCAUUCGAACUAAUUGUAAAGACAUAGAAUCCAUGAAGAAAGCAAUAUAUGCUGCUCUGUGUCAUUGUGCUUCAUCUGGUAAAGAUGAUUACCAUAUCCAUUGCCCAGAUGGUAAAGAUAGCUGGUGUGGCUUUAAGCGGGAUAAGGCUAAUGCCACAAAGGAGUACAAGCAUGGUGCUGGCCUCCCUAAGCAAGUCAUUGGCCAUGUUAAACCAAUAUUUGACAGACUAAGUGAGUCCAGUCUGCUGCAAAGAUGCCUUGAUGGAAAAACUCAAAAUCAAAAUGAGUCAUUCAAUGCCAUGAUUUGGAAUCGUGUCCCAAAAGAAGUGUUCGUUGGAUCGGAUGUGUUUUCGUUGGGUGUUUAUGAUGCUGCUGCCCAUUUCAACACUGGUGCAUCUGCUGCAAUUGAGCUGCUGAAGGAUAUGGGCCUUGCAUCUGGCAAGUUUUGUUCAGAGGAGUGCUUGAAUUCUGACAAACUGCGUGUACGGAAAGGAAAUUACAAAUGUCAAGACAAGAAUAAGAAACGGCGGAAGGUGCUACGGGGAGAAAAAAAGAAGAAAGGGGACAAAUUAGUCGCAAAAGAAGGAGAAACCUAUGCAUCUGGUGCAUUUUGA
This is a messenger RNA of Dendronephthya gigantea, 1555 nucleotides long. RefSeq lists its product as uncharacterized. The coding region runs from base 107 to 1555 and encodes 482 amino acids. The record is from RefSeq and is a predicted model, not a curated record. Lineage: Eukaryota; Metazoa; Cnidaria; Anthozoa; Malacalcyonacea; Nephtheidae. The transcript has a single exon.